Messenger RNA from Nilaparvata lugens (brown planthopper), 955 nucleotides. RefSeq lists its product as uncharacterized. Bases 301 to 570 code for a protein of 89 amino acids. NCBI's taxonomy places the organism in Eukaryota, Metazoa, Arthropoda, Insecta, Hemiptera, Delphacidae. The record is from RefSeq and is a predicted model, not a curated record. The transcript is spliced from 4 exons.
AAAUUUUCCAUAUUUGUUAUUUAAUAAUACUUUUUCACUUGUCACGUAUCUGACGUCCGAAUAAUUCUGAUUUUUUUGUGUUGUAGGGCUUGUGUCUUGACUUGACCGUUGAAAAACUCCAAAUCCAAAUCCAAAUCCAAAACUGUUCAAUUUUAUAGGUUACAUGUUGAUUGACGAUAUAUUAUCACAAUUUUGAAAGUUUUUAAAUUUCAAAAUAAAUUGAAUUGAAGUUUUAUUCUUCUACAAAGUUUAUAUGUUUAUGUAAAUAAAAUUGAAUAAGGUAGACCAUUUAACUACGAAAUGUUCUAUAAAGUUUAUUUUAUACUUCUUUGCCUAGUUAGGGUACUAGACGAUGUCUGGAUUGUGUUUCAGAUUUCUAUUUAUACUGCAGCAAACAUGGAGCAAGGGAUCAAAUACAACUAUCCAAUCAAGGAGAAAUUUGACAGAACCAGAGUUUCAGCCGAGCGAUUUAUACAAGUGAUUACUUCUAAUAACAAGAGGCUAACCAUUCUGCAGGCAACCACCGCCCUAGAGCCAGUGGGCAGCCGAGCGACGACUCUGUCACAGUAGUCAAGUGCCCCCUGUAGCUGUCGCCGUCCCCAGGGGCCCGCGAGAUGGAUGGAGGCGGUGGGAAUGCGAAAUGAAUAACAGACGCGGGCCCGGUGAUGGUGAGAAUACUGAUGCUGGACUGAUGAACGUGCCAACUCCACUGAUACCUCACCAUAUUAUUUGUUUUACAUAGAGCAAUCCAAUAUUUUUUAUACACUUAUGAAGUGUUUUAUCAAUAAACAUAAUAAAUAAUAAGUGUAUUUGAACAAACGAAAUUAACACUUGAAAAGUAAUGUUGUCUGUUUAUGUAAAGAGUUUGUCACAUUUUAUACUCUGAAAUUGUUUUAUAUAAUUUCAUUAUAAUUCUCAUAAUGUGUAAUAGAUUGCAUAAAAUUGUUAUUAAAAA